Messenger RNA from Actinia tenebrosa (Australian red waratah sea anemone), 1606 nucleotides. RefSeq names its product leucine-rich repeat-containing protein 3B-like. The record is from RefSeq and is a predicted model, not a curated record. Gene Ontology annotation, molecular function: protein binding. Gene Ontology annotation, cellular component: plasma membrane. Lineage: Eukaryota; Metazoa; Cnidaria; Anthozoa; Actiniaria; Actiniidae.
GAAUAUAUCACGUUCAAUCAGUGCAAACACUUGAAUUGAGACAAGAUUUUGUUGUCGUCCAGAUUCAAGAAUGAAGCUAAAACCCUUACUUUGUUUGAUGUGUUUUUCACUCCUUUAUCGUAUGGACAGUACUCUUGAAGUUUGUCCUUCUGACUGCACAUGUGGAUACAGGGACGGGAUACUGAAUUAUAAGAGCGUAGCAUGUCAUAACAAGAGAUCUGUUCCUGUUGGUAUUCCAAAAGACGCAAAUAUUCUAAAUCUUUUUGCAAAUCAAUUAGAAUAUCUUGGUCCCGGGAUGUUGACUGACCUAACCUUGCUUCAGCAACUAAACGUCUCACGCAACCUUAUYGGAACUAUCUACCCAGGAGCAUUCUACGGACUCUUCGAUCUUUAUCUCUUGGACAUGAGGUUAAACAAAAUAACUCAUCUUGAAGUAGGAGCGCUCAGUGGACCARCAAAUCUCAAAACAAUCUACCUAGCUCAAAACUUCAUAUCUACUCUGAAAGCCGACACAUUCAAGGGAUUAUCCAGACUUUCUGCAAUGAAUAUUUCAGUGAAUUACAUAAGCACGAUCGAGUACGGUGCUUUCAGAGGUCUCUUUUUUCUACGAUACUUGAACAUCCGAAUGAAUCGACUAGUACGUCUGCCACAAGCAGCCUUCAAUCACACAAGAUAUUUGGAAAAACUACUCUUGAACCAAAAUCUCUUGGUGGAAGUCGGAGAUAACUACUUUGCAGGACUAUCGAGACUAAAAUAUCUGUAUCUUUCCCAAAACUACAUUGAGAAGAUCUCUCUGAAAGCAUUCAAGGGACUUAGCAGUCUACGAAAGCUAUACCUCAGUCGCAACAGAAUCAAAGUGAUAUCAAACGGUUUUUUUGAAGGAAUGCCAAGAUUGUCUUACCUCAAUUUGCUCGAUAAUUCGAUUGUUACCAUCGAAGCAGAAGCCUUUAUGCCGCUCAGAGCACUAUCAAGCUUAUUGCUAGAUUGUAACUACAUGGCGUCAUUUGAGCCAGAUCUUUUUAAGAACACCAUUUAUCUUCGGACUCUAACAAUAACGUUCAACAGUUUUAAACGGCUUCAAGUGAAUUCUUUGAAUGGAUUAAAACGCAUUACGACCUUGUCACUGCGCUUCAACCAGAUAAGCGAGAUUGACCCUGGUGCGUUCAACAAAACCAUAUAUCUACGAAGGCUCUAUUUGGAUGAAAAUCUGUUGCGGUCCCUAAAGCCUGGGAUUUUUGAUGGCUUGUCAAACUUAGAAACACUCUAUCUUCAAGACUGUCAAAUUACAGACAUUGGCAUUGGAGUGUUUAAAGACUUGGUUGGAUUACUUCACCUGACAUNAGGAUAUGUCAAUGAAGAAAACAUAAGUUUCAAGAUUGCACCAGUAGAAUUAUAUUUGGCCAAUAGCGUUCAACAUCUCAGUCCAGAUUCAUUUAUGGGACUAUCGAAUCUAAAACUUCUGUACUUAGCUCACAGUAGUAUUAAAGUCCUAGGACCUAACUCUUUCAGGGAGUUAUCGAGCUUAAUAGAAUUGGAUCUGUCUUACUCUAACAUAGAAGACAUUGCACCGCAAGCAUUCACAGGCUUGGAUGGAAGCAUUCUSUAA